This is a messenger RNA of Saccharomycopsis crataegensis, 390 nucleotides long. RefSeq lists its product as uncharacterized. The record is from RefSeq and is a predicted model, not a curated record. The coding region runs from base 1 to 390 and encodes 129 amino acids. NCBI's taxonomy places the organism in Eukaryota, Fungi, Ascomycota, Saccharomycetes, Ascoideales, Saccharomycopsidaceae. The transcript has a single exon.
AUGUUUGAGUGCAAUUUUAAUCCUUGUACUGCGGCUUGGAAAGACGAUCACUUAGCUCGGUUAGUCCUAAGCCAUCUUAGGGCCACACAUGGUAUUAGAAGUAUAAAAUCUAUCAAUGCCAACCAAAGAAUAAAGAGUAAGACAAUUGAUGAUUAUACCGGCAAGACUGUGCCCAAAGAGUUUAUUCAUUUGUUAAACUGGACACGCGAAACCCGAAAAGUCCUUUUAUACUUUUGUUUAAACAAUGUGCCUUACACUGAUAUAUAUGAUCCCUUGUUCAAACAUUUCAAAGAAAAUAGAGCCAAUAACGUUCCUGCUUUGAAACAACGAAUUGAAGUUCUUGAUCGCGCAAUAGUUGAGCGGCUAAAAGCAAUAUUUAAAACAAAGUAA